Molecule: messenger RNA, 1342 nt
Organism: Bicyclus anynana (squinting bush brown)
Lineage: Eukaryota; Metazoa; Arthropoda; Insecta; Lepidoptera; Nymphalidae
Gene: fsd
Product: transmembrane protein 183
Exons: 4
Coding region: 262-1293 (343 amino acids)
Biological process (GO): regulation of protein stability
Cellular component (GO): SCF ubiquitin ligase complex
Source: RefSeq, a predicted model, not a curated record
AAUCUGACAGUUUUGAUUUUUGAUUUGAUUUGGGAAUUUUGGUUAAAAUAAUAAAAUAAGUACUUGUACCUACCUAUUAAUUAUUGUUGGAAAUAUUUAUACAUUUUCCUUUUUCUCCACAAUUAUAGAUUUCCAUAGUUAUGUGAAAAAUUAAAAAUUGUAGGCUAUAAUGAUUAAGCGUUCAAAUUAUUAAACAGACCUUUAUUUGAUGCGGCUCCCUGCCGAGCAUUUGGUUUUGUUUGCUAUAAGCAAAGUAGAUAAAUGCCGAAGAAAAAAAGUAAAAAACAGGGAACUCACUCAGAUUUCACAAUAAAUGAUUGUGCAAAUGCCCCGAAACCUGUGGGCCGUGUAAAAAAAUCAGCAGUUGCUGAACCAUUACCUGAGAAGUCGUGGGAAGACCUUCAGGAUGAUGACUUGGAAGCCAUCAUACAAAAGCCAAAUCCUGAGGGAGUGAAAGAAUAUAAAAAAAAGAGAAAUCAUUCCAAAUGUGAGGUAGAUGUUACUGAUCGGCCGGGUAUAGAGUACCCUGAGAUAGUGUGGUAUUUAAUAUCUCCAUAUAUCAAACCAGAAGAAAUAGGUAACUUUGCCGGUAUCAACCGAGCUACCUACUCCAUAACUAAAAGAGAGAGUUUCUGGCGGGCACUGUACAAGAGAUACUGUCAAAACAAACCCAAGCUGUUGCCUGAAAAGUUUAGAAUUGACAAUGAUUACAAGUUGUAUGGCUUGCAGCUGAGGGUUAUAAGAGCUUUGUACCACACUUAUGAUGUGUUUAUUCAAAAGGUGUUACGAGAGACAGGCGACCUGUUAAAUGGUUGUAGUCGGCCAUAUGACCUGGUUGGCCGCAGGUGUGUGAACGUGUGGUACAGCAAGGACUACUGCUCGCUAUACUUCAAGCUGAAAAAACUGAGCCCCGCGCGCGUUCAAUGUGACGAUUUCAUCAAAGAGUUGGGCCGGAUAGACGCCAAUCCGGAGGAGGGCUCCAAAAUAUUAGAGGUGAUGUGCCUCAACUACUCCGAAGUGCCCCCCCUGCUGGGCCUGACGCUGACGUCCGUGCGCGUGACGCUGUCGCAGACGUGCCGCCACCGCCGCCUGUACCUCGGCUUCAACCGCAGCCACAACAACGUGUACAUAGAGCGCCAGCCCGAGUGCUCUGUGUGCAUCAACUCUAUAGUCAGCAUGCUUGUCUAUGACUGGUGGGACCCGAAGUACCCGCAUUUCGAGAUCAAACUGCCGACUUAUAUGCGUGAAGAGGAAUCUGUGCCCGUUUUGAAGAAGGAUUUCUUUUCUUUGUAAAUAGAUGUCGUGAAUAAACGUUACACUUACAAGUAUAAUUUUUUAUUUA